GAUCGCGUCAAGACGUUGAUCGUUAAAGGAAGUGCUUCGCGUAUUAGAAUUUGAAAGCAUAAUUCUAAUUGUUGGUGCAGGCCGAAAUCAAACGGUGUUACUUAGUUAAGCGCAUAUAGUCACAUGAUGACGCAGGAGUACAGUGUUUGUGAGGUGGCACAGAACAAUGGACGCGACGGCAAACCAGUGUGGAUUAUUAUCAAGAAUGGAGUGUACGAUGUGACGAAGUUCUUAAAAGAUCAUCCUGGUGGUGAAGAUUCAAUACUCGAAUAUGCUGGUAAAGAUGCCACUAAAGCCUUCAAUGAAGUUGGCCAUUCAACCGAUGCCGUCAAGGAAAUGAAAUCAUACAAAAUUGGCACUAUCAGAGCGGAGUCCACGCAAAUACUUGAUACGCAGCCAUCAUCCGCAGCUAAUGGUCCGAGUGAGAAGCAGCCAGCAGAAAAUUAUUCUGAAACACAAAAUAAAAGAAAAAAAUUGUUCUUUUGCUGUUGAAUCAAAACAGGCCGAUAAAUUUAGGACAAUUUGCCUAUCUGUGAUUCCUGCUGCCUGUUGCUGAUAUUUCGUUGAAAAUAUAAUUAUAAUUUGGCGAAUAUUUUGUCAUUUUCAUACAAAGUCGUGCUCAAUCUCAUUAAGUUGUAUGCGAAAGCUUCAAAUUAAGAACGCAGUGGGAAUAUUUAAUAACUUGUUAUUUAUUUAUUUUACCUACAUUAUAUAGUGUUGCUGAAUUAGUUCUUAUAUACAUAACAGUAAAAUUUAGUUUACGUUACAAUAUAUAAUAUAAAUAAAAUAAUUAUAGAUAAGUGU
Anastrepha obliqua is the source of this 804-nucleotide messenger RNA. RefSeq names its product cytochrome b5. The coding region runs from base 124 to 492 and encodes 122 amino acids. Gene Ontology annotation, molecular function: heme binding. The record is from RefSeq and is a predicted model, not a curated record. The transcript has 3 exons. Lineage: Eukaryota; Metazoa; Arthropoda; Insecta; Diptera; Tephritidae. Gene Ontology annotation, cellular component: intracellular membrane-bounded organelle; membrane.